AUGCUCAUGGACUCUACAACGGCAACAGCAGAGCUGGGAUGGACUGUCUAUCCAGCAUUGGGGGUCAGUAGAACAAAGCAUCUCAUUACAUGACACACCAGUUUGGAAACCUUUAAAAAACUUUUAGUCAUUUUGCAGAACCAUUUUUGUAUCAUCUCUAGCUGCAGCAACAUGAGAAGGCCAAUUUAGAACAACAACAGUAAAUCAGGAAUCAAUACCCUUAUUUGUUUACCAUCAUGUUCAUACACCAUUGUUGUUAGGAAUACAAUUAGGGGCAGCAAUAUAUCCGGUCAUAGGUUGCAAAAGUCCCCAAAACAGCAUGUGUGAAACCCCCCUGAUGUAGUGGUUAGAGUUAAUCAUUUAUUUCAUAAAAUAAACUUCUAAGCAAAGUGGAAUGUGGUAAAUUUGCUUACGUAUGCCUUUCAUGUAAAAUGUAAAAGUGGGAGCUGUCUGACGAAUUGCAAGGUUGUUUUAUUAACUCUGCUGAAGGAAGAUUGUCUUGUCAUAGUGAAAUCAAUAAUUCAUGAAGUGUGUGUGGUGUCAGGAAGAUAAACAGUGUGAAAGCCGUGAGCCAAGUGAUACAUCAUCUGAAUAGUCUGACUGUCAGCUCGUUGUGUAGGCCUCAGAACAAGGCAGCCCAGGAAGACAAAUGUCUGACAUGGAAAUGUCCACUUUUAUAUUUAUUGUCUAUGGACUGUGUUUGUAAUUCCACAUGGGGUCUCAUGCAGACAAAGUUACAUAGACAAAGGUCUAAAAUACAAGCAGAAAAUAUAACAAUGUUACCUGACAGUAUAUUCAAUUGGAUUUGGUCACUUUGAAUCUUGUCCAAUAGUGUCCAAUUGGAUAAUUUAUAUGUAUUUCAAUUAUAUUAUUUAAUCAUAUCAUUACAUUUACAUUUUACAUAUUUAGCAGAUGCUCUUAUCCAGAGCGACUUACAGUUAGUGAGUGCAUACAAUAUUAUUAUUAUAUAUUUUUUUUCAUACCCCCCGUGGGAAUCGAACCCACAACCAACUGAGCUACAUCCCUGCCGGCCAUUCCCUCCCCUACCCUGGGCCAAUUGUGCGCCGCCCUAUGGGUCUCCCUGGUCGCGGCCGGCUACAACAGAGCCUGGAUUCUAACCAUGAUCUCUAGUGGCACAGCUAUCACUGCAAUGCAGUGCCUUAGACCACUGCGCCACUCGGGAGGCCAUAUCAUAUUGUUACCACGUUUAUUUUGACAUUAAUCAUGAUAUGGGUUCUUGGGUUUUUUACGAUCAGUAAUCAAAUGUCCCAUUAAAAUAAUUUGUUGACUGAUUACUUGUUUUCACUGGUCAUGGAUGUUAAACUGACCUCUUGCUCUGUCUGUCCCUGGCAGUGGGAGGAGGUGAGUGGCUACGACGAGAAUAUGAAUACCAUCCGCACCUACCAGGUGUGCAACGUCUUCGACAACAACCAGAACAACUGGGUCCGCACCAAGUACAUCCGCCGGCGCGGCUCCCAGCGUAUCCACGUGGAGAUGAAGUUCUCGGUGCGCGACUGCAGCUCCAUCCCCAGCGUCCCCGGCUCCUGUAAAGAGACGUUUAACCUGUACUACUACGAGACGGACUCUGACAUGGCCAAUAAGGUGUCCCCGGCCUGGAUGGAGAACCCCUGGAUUAAAGUGGACACCAUCGCUGCAGACGAGAGCUUCUCCCAGGUGGACCUGGGCGGCCGGGUGAUGAAAAUCAACAGGGAGGUACGGAGCUUCGGCCCCGUGUCACGCCAGGGUUUCUACCUGGCCUUCCAGGACUACGGCGGCUGCAUGUCGCUCAUCGCCGUGCGCGUCUUCUACAGGAAGUGCCCCCGCGUCGUCGAGAAUGGCGCUGUGUUCCCUGAGACCCUGUCGGGGGCGGAGAGCACCUCCCUGGUGGCGGCGCGGGGCGUGUGUGUGCCCAAUGGGGAGGAGGUGGAUGUGCCCAUCAAGCUCUACUGUAAUGGGGACGGGGAGUGGAUGGUGCCCAUCGGGCGCUGUAUGUGCAAGGCUGGGCACGAGGCGGUGGAGAACGGCACCGUGUGUCGAGGUGAGAGCUGCUGAUAUAAUGUGUUUACUGCUACUGUGGACGUUUUGCCUUGGGGUCACUUACUUAUUGAGACUAGUGAUAAGCCACAGGAUAGAGACUUGGACAGAUGUAGGAUCUUAAUUUGAGCCAGUUUGCUACAGCAGGAAAAUAAUCCUGCAGCAACAGGAAAUGUGAAUUAUUAUAAUGAAUGGACAUUUCUGUAGCAGCUGAUAUAUUUUUCGUAAAACGAACUUCAGAAGCCUUUUUAAAUGUCAAAUACACUACAAGUUUCACAUUUCCUGCAUUGCAAGAAAGUUCUCCUUCAACAGGGUGAUUUAAAUUAAGAUCCUACAUCUUUAAUGCAUAUAAUUACUUUGGUCUACUAACUACAGUAGAAUCACUAAGGGAACGCAAUUAGUGCCAGGAAAGAUGGGUCAAGAACGUGCUGUAGGGGGGAGAGUGUUGAGGGUAAUUAGAGGUGUCUUUAAACCGUAGACCUGUGUCCCAGCCUUACAUUCAGAGAGAUAUCACUUUAUGCCAAGAAAGCACUAUCCUAGUGUCUUCCCUUACCCUAAUGUAUUUCUGUGAUGAGUGAAGAAAGGAAGAGACAAGGAAAAUGUCCGACACACACACACACACAACCUUACACACAUAAAUCCCUGGCGAUUUGAUUAGAAAUAUCAAGUACUGCUAAUGAAGCCCUCAACGACCUGUUCUGCCGUGUUUCACGGUGUGAAGGUUUGUGUCUUUGGGGAGGAGGAACACUUAAAUAACCAGAGGUAGUCAAUGAUAUCACUGAGCUGUAGUCAUACUGUCACACAGACCCAGCAGUGACUCCCCUAUAUCGUUACAUUUGGUUUAGUCAUUCAGGAAAUCAUUAUUCCAGAGUCCAUUUUGAUUGUAAUUUGACGAUUGGAUGAGGACAGUGACUUCAUAUCAACAGGCACAUUCAUACUCACCCAACUUUUAUAUAUAGCCCAUAACUGACUGAUCUAUUAAUAACCUAUGCUUCCUGGUUUAUGUAAGCCAUGUUAUGACCAGAAAUGCCCUAAGCUCUGGGGAAUGACCUGAUUAGAGAUUGCAUUACCCCCACUUCUCGGUCCCAAAGACAAUAGCACAGCAAAAACGGCAUAACACCUCUAGUGAUUACCAACAUGCUCUAGGGUCAAGCCCUCUAACCUCGCCUCUCUUCCUCUCCCCAUGGAGAGCAGUGAAUCAUGGGAGUAUAGCCCUUUGGAUUAAUUUCAAGACCUGAUAGCCUGCAGGGGAAAGAGGGACCUUAUUGCUGUAACAAUACAUUCACUAGCUACAUGCAUUUGUCUAGUUGGAUGAAUGAAAAUGCAAGGUGGAGAAAUUAGCAACGCUCAUGCUCAGCCCAUCUCUGACUUCCCCCCUUUCCAGUCAUAAUUGCUGUAUUUGUGAGGAGUAAAUUCACUAGUCACAUAUUUGUUGCUGUAUCGAUUUCUUUCAAAAGGAAGAAGCAAACACUCAAACUCUUGCUUGUACAAAGCACCUUUUCCAAACUUCCAAAGUUCAAACAAAUGCCAGUCCCUUUAAAAAAAAGUACCAACAUGCUUUAGAUGGGUUUGGAUUGUGUACAUUGUUAACUGAUUUGCUACAUAGACACUGUUUUGUUGGGUAAACAUACACUGUAGGCAUUUACUCUGUCCAGUGGGGAAGCCAUAGUUAUGUCCUGAACAGUGGAUGUUGUCUUCUGGGUUUUGGCUUCUUUUGAUAAUUCAAUGGUCAUUAAACAUAAUGAGAGAGAGAGAACUCACCUGCUGCCCCCAGUGUAUUCAACACCAGAUUUACAACUCUUACAUUGUAAAUUACAAUGACAAUUCUGUUAAAAAAAAAAAAACAUUUGUAAUGUUAUUUGCAAAGAGAGUACACUCAGCUUUAUGUGAGAGAUUAGAUGUGCAUGACUCUGUACAUGUAACAUAAGCAACACCCUGUAGUAUUUACCCCUCUCUCUCUCCACCUCCAGCAGACACAUGGUCCUAUGUAAUGCUGGGCCACACUCAGAUUAUUGGGACAUCAUGGUUCUUGCGUGUAAAAGAGUCAUUUGAAUCAAGCCACUGCAAAUGAAGUCUUCUGAGAAUAGUAUUCUGGGCUAUUUUAGGGCAGACCCCCAAGCUCAAGCAUUUACUAACGGGUCAGGAGGUCUGUAAACGCAUGAGGGGAAAAGACUGUCCUCUCAAUUUACCGCCAGUCCUACAAACAUGGCGCAUUAGACUCCCUCAGAAACUGAGUCAUCCACAACACUCUCUCUCUCUCUCUCUCUCUCUCUCUCGCUCUCUCUCUUUCUCCCUGUCUCUCCCUUUCCCUUUCCCUCUUCCUCUCCCUCUCCCGCCUCUCUCUCUCUCUCUCUCUCUCUCUCUCUCCCUCUUUGUCCUCCCCCUCUCACACACACACAGUUGAUAUGUUAUUUUUACUUAACCACAAUUUAAAAAGAUUCACAGGGCUGUGUAGAGGAGACAUAGUGGGAAUGUUGUUGGGCGACCUCAUAUUGGGAUAUUGCUUUCAGUCCCUCUGCCACUCCUGAACUCAGCCUCUCUUAUACAAGUGUCUCUUCUUCAUCUCUGACAGAGCCUCUUUAUGCAGACUGUGUGUGCAUGCAUGUGUGCACUCGUCCAUGCGUGUGCGUGGUCCUAUUUAUAGCAUAUAUGGUCGGGAAGCACAAACAGCUUCUGGCCCUAAUUAGGAGAAUGGCUCCUCAGAAUGUUAGCGAUGUUGUCAGUGUCAAUACAUGGCACUGGGUUGUCUCUACCUGCUACUGGAUGAAAGUCAGGCACUGUUUACAAAUUGACCUUUGCUACGCGUGUCCAGUUUUGUUAAGCCCUUGAUAAGGUCAAAGUUAAAUUCCACUGCUCCACAAUAGUAUGACACAUCAGGCUGACUCAAUAAUUAUUUUGUUUUGUCAAGAAGAAUUGUCUCAAAGAACAUGAUAAUUUUGGUGUUUUCAGUUUCAUAUUCUACUACUGUAGUAUCACAAAAUGUAAGCCAACUCUUGAGAUUGUAAAAGUGUAAACACUUUUAAAUUGUUUUCAAUCUAUAGAUAUUUUAUAGUGCCAUGCUUGAAUCUAGGGUUGGGAGGUAUCCAGAUUUUCAUAUCCUCAUAUGUUCCUUCUCUCACACCGGGAUUUACGGAAUUACCGGCUUAGUACAUAAGGGGGUCUAUUACCAGAAUGGUAACAGAAUUAGCACUUUGUAAUAGAGAAUUUCCAUGGAGGCUGCUAGCUAAAUAUGCUAACGAGCGCAUACGAAAAUACACAAAUUGCAAAGACAGACAACCCAGCUCAUAAAGUUAUACAUAUAUAGAACUAACGAGAAUUCACGAAUGGGCAUUCUAUCAAAAGACAUCGCUCUGACUGAUGUGUAGCUACUUUUCUCCAGUACUUUUCUCGGGGCCAGCCUACUUUUCUCUGGUAAAAUGCAAGAUUAAUUUUAAACAAAACAUUAGGAAAUGUAGCUGGUUACAUUCUGUCUAUGAUAAACAUUAGAAAUAUGAUGGCCAUGCAUCUCCCCCCUCUUACCAAUGUUUCAGGCGCUGGAGAAUGCCAAACACAGAUGAAUAGAUAUACACAAAACAAAUACUAUUUGAAUCAACAACAACAAAAAAGUUAUUCAACUGGUCACAAGUAAAUGAGUUAGGUUUUCUCAAUUGAAAAAUACUGUUUAUUUGAUUAUUACCAAACUGAUAUUUCAAGUUGCAACCUAUUUCUUUCAACACUCUUUUCCUUUUUGGUUAAACCUAAUAAAUAACAAAUACAAUACAAUAUUUUAUGUAAAUACAACCCAUUUUUUCAUCUUGUUCGAAGUUCACUUUUUAAUUUGGAAUUACCUAUUCACAUUUUUUUAAAUUGCGUUACAAGAUAUUAAAUAAAUUCCCUGUGAAUCAAGACAUUAAGUUGGUUCAAUAACUUAAAAUAAUGUUUCCAAACAAAUUCUUUACACAAGACUUCCACAUUUAGUAGCCACAAUAUCGUAACCAAGCAUUGGCUACCUUAACAUAGAAACCUUAUCAGGCUCUUUAGUAUCACAUGCACCUUAUCAUUAUUAGGGCCAGUUGUUUUGGUUGUUUAUGUUUUGUUUUUUACCAGUAUUUCCAGCAUUAUCCACUAGGUUUGCUACAGGUAGAAAAUCCUAGGAAAUGUUAUUUAAUUGACACAAGCUGUCUCCAAUCAGUCAAUCAAUGUCUGGUUGUAUGUGAGUGUUUGGUGGGGGGAUCGCCUAACAAGUCAGCUACGCUACACAUGUUGCCAUCAGCAUUGUGUCAAUGUGACGUUCUACCUGCUAGACCAUAAACCAACCGAAAAUCAACUUUUUUUAAAUUCCCAUUCACAAGAUAGAAGAUAGAAUGCGUCAGCCAUCGAGAAUUGAACCUCUGCGAUUCUUGAGCUUGGACGCUGUCGUUGGACGUGACACAACGCGGGCAGUAUAGCAGCUUUCAUUGAUUUCAAAGGAAGCGUUCCCUCAAUGGCUGAUGGCUGAUGGCAAUGUUGGACGCCCGAUGGCUGUAGUUUAGCAGGGCCAUAAGACAGUGGAGGUGUAGCUCUACAAAUCUGAAUUGCACAACGCUUAUUAUUUGGCAGGGAAUGCUAUUUUAGAUCAGUGAUUCUACAUCUCACUUUGCUCAAGCUGAUCCUCUCCAACGGAUUCGGAAGAUGUAGCAAAAAAAUUGUCAAUUAGAGGCAGUUUAAGGGGAGUGCACCCUCAUUGACUGCAAUGGGGAAACCCAUUCUAGUAAUUAUAUUUCUAUGGUGGUAGGAUCCAGGGGCUGGAACGAAGGCACUGGCCUGAAACAUUGAUAUCUGAGUAUCACAGUUGAUUUAUUUAUUGAAUUACCCCUUAUUAUAGAAUUGUCAAUCCCCUCUCCUCUCUGUCUGGGUCUAGCCAUGGGUGUUCCCUGGGUCCCUCUGUCAACAGACUCUUCCUUUUGUUUCAUCACACUGGCUGUCCUUUGACUGCCUGCGAUUCCUAUAGCUUCUCAUUGUGGCAAGAAGAAGAUAGGACAGUUAGUAAAGGAUGGGUUUGGACCUCUUGGUAAAUGAGACAAAAACUAAAUGAAUUCAAUAACAACAAGAGGCAAACACUCUUUCAAUUCAAGAGAAGAAUGUAAAGUUAUCCUCCGAAAAUGGGUAAAAAAUAUACUACUGUAUAUAUUUGUUCCCACUGUCAUGUCACAGACUGGUAAAUGCACUCCAGAGUGGUCUGGGAUAGACUGCUACGUGUCUGCCAGUGUCAGACAGUCAGAAUUUUUGUGUCCCAAAUGGCACCCUAUUCUCUUUGCGCUCCUUUUGACCAGAGCCCUAUGGGCCCUGCCGCCCUGGUCAAAAGGAGCGCACCAUAUAGGGAAUAGCGUGCCAUUUGGGACGCAUCCAGAGAGUUGAUGAAGUGGCAGACAGGCAUUUAAUUACUUUCACACCAUUUUGAUUGGAUUAGCUUGCAAAGCCGGAGGCUGCAGUAACCUUCACACACAUCACUUACCCCUUUAGAAGACACACUCCAUGGUUUUGGUAGGAUAUUGGUUAGCAGCAUUUGUUGAUUGGAACAAAGGUUUCUACACAUAGACAUUCUCAAUGUAGGCAAUCAUGGAGGAGAAUGAAUGAUGGAGUGUAUUAGCCUAUGGUAGUGAUAUGAGGAUUUGGUAUAGAUUCUCCUCUUUCUCUUUAACCCUAUUUCAACACAUACUCCAUUUACAUUUGAGUCAUUUAGCAGACGCUCUUAUCCAAAGCGACUUACAGUUAGUGAGUGCAUACAGUUGUAGAAUAUGUAUAACCCCAUAUAUUGUCCUCUACACUCAACCACCUCUCUCUCCCUAUCACACACCCUUUGCCUGUUAUCGUAUAGCCAUUCAAUUCCAGACCUCCAGAUUUCAAAGUCUCUUUGACUAUGCCUCACUCUGUUCUCCCAGAGUUUUAAAUGCCAUGAGACAAAAACCUGAAUAGCAAGCCUCAGAUUCCUGGAAGUUGUAUUUUAUUAACCAUAUGUGGAAAGACAUGCCAAAGCUAAUGUGUCUGUGUAUUUCAAGACCAACAUUUUAUAAUAUGUAUUUUUUCUCUCAUGCCGUCAUAUUGUAAAAUGUCUGGUAUUGAAUGUAUGUCACUCUUAAGUAUAAUAACUUAAUUCAUAACCUCUCUCUCCCACUCCCUCUGUUUCUUCUCUCUAUUUCUCCUCUGCAGCAUGUGGCUCAGGGUUCUUUAAGCCUUCCCAGGGCAACCACCAGUGUCUCCAGUGUCCCAUCAACAGUCGCAUCACCAAUGAAGGGGCCACCAACUGUGUGUGCCGCAACGGUUACUACCGCACCAACUCAGAUCCCCCACUGAUGCCCUGCACCAGUAGGUUCCUGGUCCUUACAGUACCACACACUCUCCAUAGGGGGUGUUGUAGCACAGUGUUAAGGAAAGACAGUAGAGAUUCUCAUACUACAGCCUAUUUAGUAGGUUUUUUAUGUAUUUAAGAAUAUAGCGUUUUGUAGCAUGCAAACAUGUAUCAAAAUUGAUAUUUUGACUAAUGAAUUGACAAAUGCUCUCAGGACAUAAUGGACCAUUAUCAAUUCGUGAACUGAGUUUUCAUUUGUUAUUUGAAUUUACUAACAGAAUCCAUCACCUCUCCUCUAAUAAUUUAGGCCUAAUGUGUCAUUCACUAUAGAUAAAAGCACCUGUCUAGCAAAGACAGAAUGAAUCUGAUACAUGUUGUGCAUAAUGCAAUGAGCACAAACAAACCUAUGCUAACCUAUUCAACUUUCACUCUUUUAACAACACUCCAGCUCCACUUGUAUAUUUUCACAUCAAAUCAAAUCACAUUUUAUUGGUCACAUGCGCCGAAUACAACAGUGAAAUGCUUACUUACAGCCCUUAACCAACAGUGCAUUUAUUUUAACAAAAAAAGUAAAAAUAAAACAACAACAAAAAAAGUGUUGAGAAAAAAAGAGCAGAAGUAAAAUGCAUACUUCUAGGUGCCCCGUACCCGAGGGCAAAACACGGGUUAUGCUUCAUCCUGGUAUGUGGUGGCCCUCUUUUGUAUACGCACUGAACUGGUGGAAUGUCCCUUCCAUUCUCUUCCAUUGGUGCAACAGUCCGACAAGGACCUCAGAGAAAAUAGCCUGAGAGAUUUGCAUAAGCCUGUCCCUUAUGAGGGGGGCAGCUGUUUAGAAUGUGAAAACAUGGUCUGCGUCCCAAAUGGAACCCUAUUGCCUUUAUAGUGGACUACUUUUGACCAGAGCCCUAUAGGUACCCUAUUAUGGGCCCUGGUAAAAAGUAGUGCACUAUAAAGGCAAUAGGGUUCCAUUUGGGACGCACCCAGGGCCACAAUGGCGAGGUGGCCCUCAGCAGUCUUUUUCUGAUUGAAGAGGCAGAAAUGAGCAUGCAUGGGCAUUCUUUGUGUCUGUCAGAUUUCAACAGGACGCUAGCUAGCUCACUGCUCUUUUCACUGUUCUCGCUCCCUACUAUUGAAAUUUGUAUCUGAAGCCUGAUGGGGUUGAAUAGAGCUCAUGAAAAUACUUUGGUCUUUGAAUUUAGUGUCCGAAUAAUCACCUAAGGUGAAUACUUUCUGUUCAGUUGAAGUGUGGAGACUGUAGUUUUGUAACCUACUGUACACUACUCCAACCACAUAGAGUUAAUUUAUUACAGAGUUAACCAGCUGUCAACAACUCUGAUCCUGGAGAGCUAUAGUACAGGGUGUGGGUUGGGUUGAAAUCAAAUGCUGGACACCCUGUUGCUCCUCAGGACCAAGGUUGAUGAUGACCAGUGUCUGGAGUAUAGACCUUAUUAUCAGUGACCCUCCCUAAACUCUUCUUCAUCUCCCUCAUCUUCCCUGACAGCCAUCCCCUCUGCGCCCCAGAGCGUAAUCUCCAUCGUGAACGAGACAUCCCUGAGGUUGGAGUGGAGCGCGCCGCGCGAUGGCGGGGGCCGCGAGGACGUGGUCUACAACGUCAUCUGUAAGAACUGUGGAGGGGGCCGGGGAGGCUGCACACGCUGCGGGGACAACGUCCAGUUCGCCCCCCGCCAACUGGGCCUGACAGAGACCAGGGUCCACAUCAGUGACCUGCUGGCCCACACGCAAUACACCUUUGAGAUCCAGGCAGUCAACGGGGUCUCCGACCAGAGCCCCUACUCGCCACAGUACUCCUCGGUCAAAAUCACCACCAACCAGGCCGGUAAGGAACCAAUAGACACAGUCCGCUACAGCAAUUCAUUCACUCUUCUCCAACAGUACUGUGUUCAAGUGUGAAGUUCAGUGGAGAGAAAUGGUCAGCAGUGUGUCCAGUCUGACAAGGAGUGCCAAAGGAAAUAUUACACCAAAUAUGGGUUUAGACAUUUUGAUGGACGAAACAAUCAUCCUGGUGUUUUGCAAGGGCAAGAUCUGCAUAAGUAAAUAUACAGUGGGGAAAAAAAGUAUUUAGUCAGCCACCAAUUGUGCAAGUUCUCCCACUUAAAAAUAUGAGAGAGGCCUGUAAUUUUCAUCAUAGGUACACGUCAACUAUGACAGACAAAAUGAGAGAAAAAAAUCCAGAAAAUCACAUUGUAGGAUUCUUUAUGAAUUUAUUUGCAAAUUAUGGUUGAAAAUAAGUAUUUGGUCAAUAACAAAAGUUUCUCAAUACUUUGUUAUAUACCCUUUGUUGGCAAUGACACAGGUCAAACGUUUUCUGUAAGUCUUCACAAGGUUUUCACACACUGUUGCUGGUAUUUUGGCCCAUUCCUCCAUGCAGAUCUCCUCUAGAGCAGUGAUGUCGCUGGGCAACACGGACUUUCAACUCCCUCCAAAGAUUUUCUAUGGGGUUGAGAUCUGGAGACUGGCUAGGCCACUCCAGGACCUUGAAAUGCUUCUUACGAAGCCACUCCUUCGUUGCCCGGGCGGUGUGUUUGGGAUCAUUGUCAUGCUGAAAGACCCAGCCACGUUUCAUCUUCAAUGCCCUUGCUGAUGGAAGGAGGUUCUCACUCAAAAUCUCACGAUACAUGGCCCCAUUCAUUCUUUCCUUUACACGGAUCAGUCGUCCUGGUCCCUUUGCAGAAAAACAGCCCCAAAGCAUGAUGUUUCCACCCCCAUGCUUCACAGUAGGUAUGGUGUUCUUUGGAUGCAACUCAGCAUUCUUUGUCCUCCAAACACGACGAGUUGAGUUUUUACCAAAAAGUUCUAUUUUGGUUUCGUCUGACCAUAUGACAUUCUCCCAAUCCUCUUCUGGAUCAUCCAAAUGCACUCUAGCAAACUUCAGACGGGCCUGGACAUGUACUGGCUUAAGCAGGGGGACACGUCUGGCACUGCAGGAUUUGAGUCCCUGGUGGCGUAGUGUGUUACUGAUGAUAGGCUUUGUUACUUUGGUCCCAGCUCUCUGCAGGUCAUUCACUAGGUCCCCCCGUGUGGUUCUGGGAUUUUUGCUCACCGUUCUUGUGAUCAUUUUGACCCCACGGGGUGAGAUCUUGCGUGGAGCCCCAGAUCGAGGGAGAUUAUCAGUGGUCUUGUAUGUCUUCCAUUUCCUAAUAAUUGCUCCCACAGUUGAUUUCUUCAAACCAAGCUGCUUACCUAUUGAAGAUUCAGUCUUCCCAGCCUGGUGCAGGUCUACAAUUUUGUUUCUGGUGUCCUUUGACAGCUCUUUGGUCUUGGCCAUAGUGGAGUUUGGAGUGUGACUGUUUGAGGUUGUGGACAGGUGUCUUUUAUACUGAAAACAAGUUCAAACAGGUGCCAUUAAUACAGGUAACGAGUGGAGGACAGAGGAGCCUCUUAAAUAAGAAGUUACAGGUCUGUGAGAGCCAGAAAUCUUGCUUGUUUGUAGGUGACCAAAUACUUAUUUUCCACCAUAAUUUGCAUAUAAAUUCAUAAAAAUCCUACAAUGUGAUUUUCUGGAAUUUUUUUCCUCAAUUUGUCUGUCAUAGUUGACGUGUACCUAUGAUGAAAAUUACAGGCCUUGCACAAUUGGUGGCUGACUAAAUACUUUUUUCCCCCACUGUAUACUUAAUGUAGUACAAACCAUGUCUGUGUAAGGAUGCUUAAGUAAUAUUUAUGAUGUCUGCAUGAGAUAGAGGAUAUUCCUGAACAAUUCAGUGACAGAAUGAUUUGUGACCUUUAUUAGAAUUGAGUAAGUUGAAUUGCAUUUAGGGCGCUUGGAAUACAGUAUUCAGACAUGACUUACACCGUAUUUGUUCAGGUUCCAGUUUCAAUGAACUGGGUGUUAGGCAGUGUUGUUAUUGGGGUCAGGCUAUCGGUUGAAACUCUCUGCCCUUGAAACUGUAGUCUUUUCUCCAGUGCAGUAGCUGUCAGUCCCAAUUACUGUCUGGGCUGGGACUGUAAAAAUACCAAACUCCGGUUCCCAUGAGCCCCAGUGUCUUUGCGGCCGCUGGGACCUGCAAUUACAGACUAUAAGGACAAGCACUAAUAUUACAUAAACAGGGCCUCAUUAAGCCCUCAUUAAGGAAAUGUGUGUGUGUUUGUGUGUGUGUGUGUGUGUGUGUGUGUGUGUGCGCGCGCGCGUGCGUGCGGAUGGCUGUGUCUUUGCCUACUGAGUGAAUAUUUCACACCUCAGAGUGAAAACAAAUACAAUAUUACUAUUAGUAUUUUCAGAGCAUGGAUGACUGUAAUAGUACUUAAUAAACCGCCUCUGAUGUUCCUGGCUCUCCGUUCCUUCAGCACAGUACAGAUGUCAGCCUUAGAGACAGGGUGCAGGACCAGGCACAGGCUGCUGCAUCAUUAGUCUAUCUCUUGAUUGGCAGUUGAAAUUUUAAAGCUGUCUGCUCCCUGGUGUUGUGGUAUUGUCACUAACCCUAACCCUUCUAUCCCUGUCUAUCUGAACCUGUAUAUCCUUCUCUCUUCCCUCUUCUCUCUCUCUCUCGCUCUCUUUCUCUCAGCGCCAUCGGCCGUGUCGAUUAUGCACCAGGUGAGCCGGACCCCUGACAGCAUCACUCUCUCCUGGUCCCAACCUGACCAGCCCAACGGCCUCAUACUGGACUAUGAGCUGCAGUACUAUGAAAAGGUAAAGUCAGUUGACAGGUGUUACUACUGUAUUACUGCUGUAAUUGCUAUUACUGUAAGCUUGGGGAGCAUUCAAACAGUGAGCAGAUCCAGUCUUACACUCUGUGUGUGCGUGUGCAUGUGCAUGUGUGUGUUCCAGAGCAUGGCAGAAUGGAACUCAUCGGUGGUGCACAGUCAGACCAACACAGCAGUUAUCCAUGGCCUGAAGCCCGGAGCUAUAUACGUCUUCCAGGUGCGGGCUCGGACCGUAGCUGGAUUCGGACGCUUCAGCGGAAAGAUGUUCUUUCAGACCAUGACCGAAGGUAUGCCGUUCGAACUAGACCUCGAACCAUCGAAUAGUAUUUGUUUUAGUGUUUUUCAAACACUUGAUUUAGCUUGCCCGCUAUAUGGUAUAGUCCCAAAAGUGCAACAUUGCAGAGUAGGCCAACCUAGUAGAAGUUAAUAAGCGGAAUGGGGUUUAUUUUGUUGUGUACUUGCAGAGGAGUACAAGUCCAGCUUUCAGGAGAAGCUCCCCCUCAUCAUUGGCUCAGCCGCUGCAGGCGUGGUCUUCAUCAUCGCUGUCGUCGUAUUCGUCAUCGUCUGCAAUCGAAGAAGCUCUGAGAGACCAGAAUCUGAAUACACAGACAAGCCCCAGCACUACACCAGUGGCCACAGUGAGUAACGCCUUUACAAUUUUAAUCAUCUUUUUUUGAACUAGGAUUAAUUUAGAUUUAUAUAGAUUCACCUUCCAACAGACAACCAUCAAUCCGUGGGAAAUGUGUUGAAUGGUGGAGUGAAACAUUUGUUGAGAAAUAAUACUAUCAUCCUGGAGACAGUGGGGAUAUUACGGUUAGAUGUGGAAUACUGGGAGUUCAGGGUUACUACUGUACCUAACUACCUGUAUCAGGUCUUAGCCCAGGCAUCAUUUUAGCUACUCUUGUAUGUAGUCCCAAUGUGUAUCCCCAGGAUGUAUAUUAUGCAUAGCCUCUGUUUUCUUUGUUUCUCCUUCCAAGUGUCUCCAGGAAUGAAGAUCUAUAUCGACCCCUUCACUUAUGAGGACCCCAACGAGGCGGUGAGGGAGUUUGCCAAAGAGAUCGACACCUCCUGUGUCAAGAUCGAGCAAGUCAUUGGCGCAGGUAAAAAAUCAACCGGUGAAGGUGAUAACCCUACACAGUGGCUUGCGAAAGUAUUCACCCCCCUUGGCAUUUUUCCUAUUUUGUUGCCUUACAACCUGGAAUUUAAAUGGAUUUUUUGGGGGUUUGUAUCAUUUGAUUUACACGACAUGCCUACCACUUUGAAGAUGCAAAAUAUUUUUUAUUGUGAAACUAACAAGAAAUAAGACAAAAAACAGAACUUGAGCGUGCAUAACUAUUCACCCCCCCCAAAGUCAAUACUUUGUAGAGCCACCUUUUGCAGCAAUUACAGCUUGUAAGUCUCUUGGGAUAAUAAUAAUAAUAAUAUGCCAUUUAGCAGACGCUUUUAUCCAAAGCGACUUACUGUCAUGCGUGCAUACAUUUUUGUGUAUGGGUGGUCCCGGGGAUCGAACCCACUACCCUGGCGUUACAAGCACCGUGCUCUACCAGCUGGGUAUGUCUCUGUCAUUGUCCUGCUGAAAGGUGAACCUCCGUACCAGUCUCAAAUCUCUGGAAGACUGAAACAGGUUUCCCUCAAGAAUUUCCCUGUAUUUAGCGCCAUCCAUCAUUCCUUCAAUUCUGACAUGUUUCCCAGUCCCUGCCGAUGAAAAACAUCCCCACAGCAUGAUGCUGCCACCACCAUGCUUCACUGUGGUGUUCUCGGGGUGAUGAGAGGUGUUGGGUUUGCGCCAGACCUAGCAUUUUCCUUGAUGGCCAAAAAGCUCAAUUUUAGUCUCAUCUAACCAGAGUACCUUCUUCCAUAUGUUUGGAGAGUCUCCCACAUGCCUUUUGGCGAACACCAAACGUGUUUACUUAUUUUUUUCUUUAAGCAAUGGCUUUUUUCUGGCCACUCUUCCGUAAAGCCCAGCUCUGUGGAGUGUAUGGCUUAAAGUGGUCCUAUGGACAGAUACUUCAAUCUCCGCUGUGGAUCUUUGCAGCUCCUUCAGGGUCUCUUUGUUGUCUCUCUGAUUAAUGCCCUCCUUGCCUGGUCCGUGAGUUUUGGUGGUUGCACCAGAUCUUAUUUAGGGGCUUCAUAGCAAAGGGGGUGAAUACAUAUGCACGCACCACUUUUCCGUUAUUUAUUUUUUAGAAUAUUAUUAAACAAGUUAUUUUUUUCAUUUCACUUCACCAAUUUGGACUAUUUUGGGUAUGUUCAUUACAUGAAAUCCAAAUAAAAAUCAAUUUAAAUUACAGGUUGUAAUGCAAUAAAAUAGGAAAAACGCCAAGGGGGAUGAAUACUUUUGCAAGGCACUGUAUACAUUACAACAUAUACAUUAUAACACAUUUUAAACUUAGUCCUGGACUAAAAAGAAUUCUCAAUGGACAUUCGCCAUUGAAAUCACUUUUUAUUCCAGGACUUGACUUAAUCUGUGUAUGGGAAACUGGCCCAUAAAGUGUGAUAUUGAUAUACACGUGUGUAUUAAACCCAAUAAUUCAUCUUGUAAGAUUGUCUUACAUUUAAUAUAUCCAAGUUACAGACCCAUAUCAUAGCACUUGGAUAAAUCUUAUACAGAUGUAGGAUCUUAAUUUGAGCCAGUUUGCUACAGCAGGAAAAUAAUCCUGCAGCAACAGGAAAUGUGAAUUAUUAUGUGGAUUAUAAUUAAUGGACAUUUAAAAACAAAAAAUCGUUAGGGCAAAUCAAGUCUGAAAUGUUAAAGUGGAAAUUACAAACUUUAGAAGCCUUGUUAAACCUCGAAUACGCUACAAUUUUCUGCAACAGUCCUUUGCUGAUGCACAGUAAACCUGAACAUGUUAUUGUUCAGGAGAGUUUGGGGAGGUGUGCAGCGGGAACCUGCAUCUCCCGGGAAAGAGAGAGAUCCUGGUGGCCAUCAAGACCCUGAAGGUUGGCUACACAGAGCGCCAGAGACGGGACUUCCUAUCUGAGGCGUCCAUCAUGGGCCAGUUUGACCACCCCAACAUCAUCCACCUGGAGGGCGUGGUCACCAAGAGCGCCCCCGUCAUGAUCAUCACUGAGUUCAUGGAGAACGGAUCGCUGGACUCCUUCCUCAGGGUCAGUAGGUCAAUGGGCCUUAACGUAGGGCAUCUCAAUACUCUGGAGAGAUCUUUUCUCCUUUCCUUCCUUCUUCCAGACACUUAUCAGGUUCAUACACAGUAGGUGGCUUUCCCCUGUCUUGUCUUUUUGGAUCAGUGCAAAUAAAAGGAAAGGGCUGGAUCUCUGCCUAAUCUCAUGAGUGAAUUUCAGAGAUAAUGAAUAUGACAGCAUUUAAAAUUCAGAAAGUAUUCAUACCCCUUGACUUAUUCCACAUUUUGUUGUGAUAUAGCCUGAAUUCAAAAUGAAUUAAAAAAACAAAAGUAUCACUAAUCUACAAAGAAUACCCCAUAAUGACAAAGUGAAAACAUAUUUUUUUGCAAAUGUAUUGAAAAUGAAAUACAGAAAGAGGAAAUUUACAUAAGUAUUCACACCUCUGAGUCAAUACUUUGUAGAAGCACCUUUGGUGGUGAUUACAGCUUUGAGUCAUCUUGGGUAUGUCUGUAUCAGCUUUGCACAUCUGCAUUUUCUCCCAUUCUUCCCUGCAGAUUUUCUCAAGCUCUGUUAGGUUAGAUGGGGAGUGGCGGUGAACAGCAUUCUUCAAGUAUUUCCACAGAUUUUCAUUGGGUUUCAAGUCUGGGCUUUGGCUGGGCCACUCAAGGACUUUCACAUCCUUGUUCUGAAGCCAUUCCAGCAUUGCUUUGGAUGUAUGUUUGGGGUCCUUGUCCUGUUGGAACAUAAAUAUUUGCCCCAGUCUAAGGUUGUUUGCACUCUGAAGCAGGUUCUCAUCAAGGAUUUGCCUGUAUUUGGCUCCAUUCAUUGUUCCCUCUAUCCCAGUCCCUGCCGCUGAAAAGCAUCCCCAUUGCAUGAUGCUGCCACCACCAUGCUUCACAGAAGGGAUGGCGUUAGACAGGUGAUGAGCUGUGCCUGGUUUUCUCCUGACAUAGUGCUUUGCAUUCAGGCCAAAGAGUUACAUUUUUGUCUCAUCAGACCACAAAAACUUUUGCCAGAGUCUUUCACUUGCCUUUUUGUAAACUCCAGGCGUGCUGUCAUGUGCCUUUUUCUCAGGAGUGCCUUCUGUCUGGCUGCACUCCCAUAAAGCCUAGAUUGGUUAAGUGCUAUAGAGACUGUUUUCCUUCUGGCAGGUUCUCUCAUCUCAGCCAAGGAACUCUAUAGUGUCAGAGUGGUCAUUGGGUUCUUGGUCACCUCCCUGACCAAGGUCCUUCUUGCCCAGUUGCUCAGUUUGGUCGGACGCUCAGUUUGGUCGGACGGCCAGCUCUAGGCGGAGUCUGGGUAGUUCCAUAUUUGUUCCAAUUCCCAAUAAUGGGGACCACUGUGCUCUUGGAAACUUCCAACACUCUAUAAAUUGUUUUAUACCCUUCCCCAAAUAUAUGCCUCAUCACAAUUCUAUCGCAGAGAUCUAUAGACAGUUCCUUGGAUUUCAUGGUAUAGUUUCUGCUCUGACAUGCACUGUCAACUGUGGGACCUUAUAUAGACAGGUGUGUUUCUUUCUAAAUCAUGUCCAAACAAUUGAAUUGGCCACAGGUGGACUCCAAUCAAGUUGUAGUGACAUCUCAAGGAUGAUCAAAGGAAAUUGGAUGCACCUGAGCUCAAUUUAGAGCGUCAUAGCAAAAGGGUGUGAAUACUUAUGUAAAUUAGAUAUUUCUGUAUUUAAUUUUCUAUAAAUGUGCUAACAUUUCUAAUAACAUGUUUUCACUUUGUCAUUAUAGGGUAUUGUGUGUAGAUGGGUGAGAUAUUUGUUUUUAAUCCAUUUUGAAUUCAGGCUGUAACACAACAAAAUGUGGAAUAAGUCAAGGGGUAUGAAUACUUUCUGAAGGGACUGUAACACAGUAACCAGACAGUGGAUAAGUAUCUCUUAUCAACUACAGAUUUUUCAACUUCAACUACGUUUCAACAUCAAGAACACAAUGGAUUCAAGAACACAGUGGCUGUCUCUCCUCCCCAUCAACACUUUAUAGCUUUCUUGUUUUUGAUUCGCUGUAGUGGGUCCCUCCGGGCUGGGCCCAGGUGUGAGGUGUGUAGCGUUGGCUUAGUUAGAUCAGGCGAGCUCACAGAUCCAGAUGAGGAUCAACCAGACGCAAAAUGUUGUGCGGCUAACAACGCCUGGAAACUAAUAUGAGAACCAGCAUAAUUUUUUGAGAACGUGUACUGCACGCCUGAGCACAUAUCAGAGAGUAUAGCAUAAAACAUAACAUAACAUAACAUAGCAUAGUAUAGACAUAUAGCAAUAUAACAUUUCUGUAUUUCUUUAGCAAAAUGAUGGGCAGUUCACAGUGAUCCAACUGGUGGGCAUGCUGCGUGGCAUAGCAGCGGGCAUGAAGUACCUGAAUGACAUGAACUACGUGCACCGGGACCUGGCCGCCCGCAAUAUCCUGGUCAAUAGCAACCUGGUGUGUAAGGUGUCGGACUUCGGGCUCUCACGCUUUCUGGAGGAUGACACAUCAGAUCCCACUUACACCAGCGCCCUGGUGAGUGUGGCUCUGUCCCAAUAUCCAUACUUCCAUACUGUGUAGUAUGAAGCAAUGUAUUUUGGGCAUGUUAGACCCCACAAACACCAGUGUCCUGGUGAGUAUGGCUCUGUACCAAUCAUAGGAAUAUAUUAUAUUUCUAUGCUUCCAAUAUACACACUAGAAUACCACUUAUUAUGAAGCAAUGUAUUGGGCGUGCAUUGUAAGUGGUAUGCUAGUAUGGAAAUGUAUCAGGUUUAAGAUGAUAAAUACAGGAUGCAUCCUAAUAGUCUAAAGUGGCUUCUUCUCGUCUCCGUCCUUUCAUCGCCACUGAUUUGCAAGUUAUGGACACAGGAAAGCAAUAUCACAGUUGCUUGAAGGGAUACUUUGAGAUUUUGUCAAUGGCCUUUAUCUACUUCCCCAGAGUCAAAUUAACUCAUGGAUACCAUUUUUAUGUAUCUGCAUCCAGUAUGAAGGAAGUUAGAGGUAGUUUCACGAGCCAACGCUAACUAGCGUUGCGCUAAUGCUAGUUAGCAAUUGCACUAACGCUAGUAAGCAACUUCCUUCAAACUGCAGAGACAUAAAAAUGGUAUCCACGAGUUCAUCUGACUGGGGAAGUAAAGGUCAACAUUGCCAAAAUCCCAAAGUAUCCCUUUAACAAAGAAUUUGCUUUCACCUGUCCAGUGCUAUCAGAUCAGUGCAGAUGAAGACAAUGGAGAUGAGGAAACAACUAUCACUUCUUGAGACUAUUAAGAUCCACCCACAACCUAGGAUUUAUUUGCAGGCUCCAGUCCAAUUUUCUACCGUACUCCUGAAGUGUGCAUUCAAAAAAAAAAAGCAAGGGACUCUUCAUAUAAUGAAAAAGCUUUUAUUUGUAUGGCAUGUUCAAUGGAACAAAUAUUUUAAAACGCGUUUCGGCAGCAUGGCCUUCAUCAUGGAGUACUCCGAAAUGUGUCAGAGUUUUUAAAUGCUUGUUAUUUAACCGCUUUUAACCAAAGAGCACCUUUUAUUUACCAAUACCUACUAGUGUAUUAUCCAGGAGCACUUCCUUCCUCCUUUUUUGUACUCCUUCUUAUAGUUUUAAAAGAAAUGGACUGGUUUAAGAAAUAUGGUGGAAACUGACAUCAAGUCGCUCUGGAGAAGAGUGUCUGCUAAAUUACUUGCACCAAUCCAAUACUUCUAAAUGGAUGAGGAGAGUGACCAAGUGAACGGUCCUGACUGAGGGGUAGAGAAUUGGUACGCAACACUUGUCUGUCUUUCCAGGGAGCGAAGAUCCCUAUCCGAUGGACUGCCCCGGAAGCCAUCCAGUACAGGAAGUUCACCUCCUCCAGUGAUGGGUGGAGCUAUGGCAUCGUCAUGUGGGAGGUGAUGUCAUACGGAGAGAGGCCUUACUGGGAUAUGAGUAAUCAAGAUGUGAGUAUCCAGGAGUCAUCAUGGUCGUCAUCUCUCUCUCUCUCUCUCUCUCUCUCUCUCUCUCUCACUUUUACACUUUUAUUGUAAAUAAGAAUAGAAUGUUUAUAAACGCGUCUAUAUUAAUGUGGUUGCUUCCAUGAUUAUGGAUAGUCCUGAAUGAAACGUGAAUAAUGAUGAGUGAGAAAGUUACAGAUGCACAAAUAUCAUACCCCCCCCCCCCCCCCCCCCCCCAUGUCUUGGAGGUAUGAUACAGUGGCUUGCGAAAGUAUUCACCCCCCUUGGCAUUUUGUUGCCUUACAACCUGGAAUUAAAAUUGAUUUUUGGGGGAUUUGUAUCAUAUGAUUUACACAAUAUGCCUACCACUUUGAAGAUGCAGAAUAUUAUCCGUGAAACAAACAAGAAAUAAGACAAAGAAAACAGAGAACUUGAGCGUGCGUAACUAUUCACCCCCUCCCAAAGUCAAUACUUUGUAGAGCCACCUUUUGCAGCAAUUACUGCUGAAAGUCUUUUGGGGUAUGUCUCUAUAAGCUUGGCACAUCUAGCCACUGGGAUUUUUGCCCAUUCUUCAAGGCAAAACUGCUCCAGCUCCUUCAAGUUGGGUUCCGCUGGUGUACAGCAAUCUUUAAGUCAUACCACAGAUUCUCAAUUGGAUUGAGGUCUGGGCUUUGACUAGGCCAUUCCAAGACAUGUAAAUGUUUCCCCUUAAUCCACUCUAGUGUUUAUUUAGCAGUAUGCUUAGGGUCAUUGUCCUGCUGAAAGGUGAACCUCCAUCCCAGUCUCAAAUCUCUGGAAGACUGAAACAGGUUUCCCUCAAGAAUUUCCCUGUAUUUAGCGCCAUUCAUCAUUCCUUCAAUUCUGACAUGUUUCCCAGUCCCUGCCAAUGAAAAACAUCCCCACAGCAUAUUGCACAAGGAUGGUGUUCUUGGGGUUAGCGUUUUCCUUGAUGGCCAAAAAGCUCAAUUUUAGUCUCAUCUGACCAGAGUACCUUCUUCCAUAUGUUUGGGGAGUCUCCCACAUGUCUUUUGGCGAACACCAAACAUGUUUGCUUAUUUCUUUCUUUAAACAAUGUUUUUUUUCUGGCCACUCUUCCGUAAAGCCCAGCUCUGUAGAGUGUACGGCUUAAAGUGGUCCUAUGGACAGAUACUCCAAUCUCCACUGUAGAGCUUUGCAGCUCCUUCAGGGUUAUCUUUGGUCUCUUUGUUACCUCUCUGAUUAAUGCCCUCCUUGCCUGGUCCAUGAGUUUUGGUGGGCGGCCCUCUCUUGGCAGGUUUGUUGUGGUGCCAUAUUCUUUAAAUUUUUUAAUAAUGGAUUUAAUGGUGCUCCGUGGGAUGUUCAAAGUUUUGGAUAUUUUUUUAUAACCCAACCCUGAUCUGUACUUCUCCACAACUUUGUCCCUGACCUGUUUGGAGAGCUGCUUGGUCUUCAUAGUGCCGCUUGCUUGGUGGUGCCCCUUGCUUAGUGGUGUUGCAGACUCUGGGGCCUUUCAGAACAAAUGUAUGUACAGUGAGGGAAAAAAGUAUUUGAUCCCCUGCUGAUUUUAUACGUUUGCCCACUGACAAAGACAUGAUCAGUCUAUAAUUUUAAUGGUAGGUUUAUUUGAGCAGUGAGAGACAGAAUAACAACAAAAAAAUCCAGAUAAACGCAUGUCAAAAAUGUCAUAAAUUCAUUUGCAUUUUAAUGAGGGAAAUAAGUAUUUGACCCCUCUGCAAAACAUGACUUAGUACUUGGUGGCAAAACCCUUGUUGGCAAUCACAGAGGUCAGACGUUUCUUGUAGUUGGCCACCAGGUUUACACACAUCUCAGGAGGGAUUUUAUUCCACUCCUCUUUGCAGAUCUUCUCCAAGUCAUUAUGGUUUCGAGGCUGACGUUUGGCAACUCGAACCAUCAGCUCCCUCCACAGAUUUUCUAUGGGAUUAAGGUCUGGAGACUGGCUAGGCCACUCCAGGACCUUAAUGUGCUUCUUCUUGAGCCACUCCUUUGUUGCCUUGGCCGUGUGUUUUGGGUCAUUGUCAUGCUGGAAUACCCAUCCACGACCCAUUUUCAAUGCCCUGGCUGAGGGAAGGAGGUUCUCACCCAAGAUUUGAUGGUACAUGGCCCCAUCCAUCGUCCCUUUGAUGCGGUGAAGUUGUCCUGUCCCCUUAGCAGAAAAACACCCCCAAAGCAUAAUGUUUCCACCUCCAUGUUUGACGGUGGGGAUGGUGUUCUUGGGGUCAUAGGCAGCAUUCCUCCUCCAAACACGGCGAGUUGAGUUGAUGCCAAAGAGCUCGAUUUUGGUCAGUUCUCCUCUGAAUCAUUCAGAUGUUCAUUGGCAAACUUCAGACGGGCCUGUAUAUGUGCUUUCUUGAGCAGGGGGACCUUGCGGGCGCUGCAGGAUUUCAAUCCUUCACGGCGUAGUGUGUUACCAAUUGUUUUCUUGGUGACUAUGGUCCCAGCUGCCUUGAGAUCAUUGACAAGAUCCUCCCGUGUAGUUCUGGGCUGAUUCCUCACUGUUCUCAUGAUCAUUGCAACUCCACGAGGUGAGAUCUUGCAUGGAGCCCCAGGCCGAGGGAGAUUGACAGUUAUUUUGUGUUUCUUCCAUUUGUGAAUAAUCACACCAACUGUUGUCACCUUCUCACCAAGCUGCUUGGCGAUGGUCUUGUAGCCCAUUCCAGCCUUGUGUAGGUCUACAGUCUUGUCCCUGACGUCCUUGGAGAGCUCUUUGGUCUUGGCCAUGGUGGAGAGUUUGGAAUCUGAUUGAUUGAUUGCUUCUGUGGACAGGUGUCUUUUAUACAGGUAACAAGCUGAGAUUAGGAGCACUCCCUUUAAGAGUGUGCUCCUAAUCUCAGCUCGUUACCUGUAUAAAAGACACCUGGGAGCCAGAAAUCUUUCUGAUUGAGAGGGGGUCAAAUACUUAUUUCCCUCAUUAAAAUGCAAAUCAAUUUAUAACAUUUUUGACAUGCGUUUUUCUGGAUUUUUUUGUUGUUAUUUUGUCUCUCACUGUUCAAAUAAACCUACCAUUAAAAUUAUAGACUGAUAAUUUCUUUGUCAGUGGGCAAACGUACAAAAUCAGCAGGGGAUCAAAUACUUUUUUCCCUCACUGUAUACUGAGAUCAUGUGACAGAUCAUAUGACACUUAGAUUGCACACAGGUGGACUUUAUUUAACUAAUUAUGUGAAUUCUGAAGGUAAUUGGUUGCACCACAUCUUAUUUAGGGGCUUCAUAGCAAAGGGGUGAAUACAUAUGCACGCAUCACUUUUCCGUUAUUUAUUUUUUAGAAUUUUUUGAAACAAGUUAUUUUUUUCAUUUCACUUCACCAAUUUGGACAAUUUUGUGUAUGUCCAUUACAUGAAAUCCAAAUAAAAAUCCAUUUAAAUUACAGGUUGCAAUGCAACAAAAUAGGAAAAACACCAAGGGGGAUGAAUACUUUUGCAAGGCACUGUAUUUGUAUGUCUGUUACUUUCUCACUCAUCAUUAUUCACGAUUAAUUCAGGACUAUCCGUAAUCUAUUGGUCUCCCGAGUGGUGCAGUGGUCUAAGGCACUGCAUCUGUGCCACUAGAGAUCCUGGUUCGAAUCCAGGCUCUGUCGUAGCCAGCCGCGACUGGGAGACCCAUGGGGCGGCGCACAAUUCGUCCAGGGAAUGGCCGGCAGGGACGUAGCUCAGUUGGUAGAGCAUGGCGUUUGCAACGCCAGGGUUGUGGGUUCGAUUCCCACGGGGGGCCAGUAUUAAAAAAUAAUAAUGUAUGCACUCACUACCUGUAAGUUGCUCUGGAUAAGAGCGUCUGCUAAAAUGUAAAUGUGUUCUUAUUUACAAUAAAAGUGACUCCAAAAUGACACAAUACAUUAUUUACCAUUAAUUUCUGCUGGGCACAAAAUAAUCUGAAACACAACCAAAACAAACAGCAAAUGCAUCCAACCAAUUUGUAGAGUCACAAGCUUGAUGUAGUCAUUGCGUGCUAUGAAUAUGGUACCAAAUAUUUAACUUUCUACGACUUUAAUACACAUAAGUGAAUUUGUCCCAAUACUUUUGGUUCCCUAAAAUGGGGGGACUAUGUACAAAAAGUACUGUAAUUUCUAAACUGUUCACCUGAUAUGGAUGAACAUACCCUCAUAUUAAAGCUGACAGUCUGCACUUGAGCCUCAUAGCUAUUGUAUCAUUUCAAAUAUGUCGCUGUCCCAACACUUUUGGAGGGAGGGAGCGAUCGAGACACAUACAGAUAGAGACAGUCUCACUAUACUUAUUAUACAUUUGAUUCAGACAGUAUAAACCACAUGGGGAGACCAACAACUUAGGCCAAGGCCUCUGUGAUUUCUAAAUCAUCAUUGAUAUAAAUGUUCAUAUCAAUCUGUGCCAAUGCCCUGUAGGUGAUCAAUGCCAUAGAACAGGACUACCGGUUGCCCCCGCCCAUGGACUGCCCUAGUGCCCUGCACCAGCUCAUGCUGGACUGCUGGCAGAAGGACCGCAACAAUCGGCCCAAGUUCAGCCAGAUUGUCAACAACCUAGACAAGAUGAUCCGCAACCCCAACAGUCUGAAGGCCAUGACGCCGCUGUCAUCAAGGUAAGGCACUCACAGGCUGUAUGUCAGUCAUCUGAAAUGGCAUCUACCUUUUCCUCAUCUCCUUUCCUCAAUGACAACCAUUAAUCUCAGAGGCCUAUCCAGUCCUUUGAUUCACUGUUUAUUAGUCUUUUCUCUUUGUCUUUUGGGGUUUGGGUUCUCACUGGGUUGUCAUUGGGUUUGUUUGGGUUCUCACUGGGUUGUCAUUGGGUUUGUUGGGGUUCUCACUGGGUUGUCAUUGGGUUUGUUUGGGUACUCACUGGGUUGUCAUUGGGUUUGUUUGGGUUCUCACUGGGUUGUCAUUGGGUUUGGGUUCUACUGGGUUGUCAUUGGGUUUGUUUGGGUUCUCACUGGGUUCCUCUCCUGUUCCUAGUGUUCACCUACCUCUGCUGGACCGCAGCACGCCUGACUUCUCCAGCUUCAGCACCGUGGACGAGUGGCUGGAUGCCAUCAAGAUGGGCCAGUACAAGGAGAACUUUGCCAACGAGGACUUCACCAGCUUCGACGUGGUCUCCCAAAUGACCAUGGAGUAAGUAAACCUCCCCAGACUGUGCUAAAUGUGUCCUGGACUGUACUAAAUGUGUCCUGGACUGUACUAAAUGUGUCCUAGACUGUGCUAAAUGUGUCCUGGACUGUACUAAAUGUGUCCUGGACUGUGCUAAAUGUGUCCUGGACUGUACUAAAUGUGUCCUGGACUGUGCUAAAUGUGUCAUAGACACAGUGUUGUGUCACUGACUGCUCUCUCUCUCCACAGGGACAUCCUCCGAGUAGGGGUGACCCUAGCGGGCCACCAGAAGAAGAUCCUGAACAGUGUCCAGUCUAUGCGGGCCCAGAUGAAUCAGAUCACCUCCGUUGAGGUCUGACCUCUGAUGUCUAGACGGGGAGGCCACUGGACUGGACCCCCAGCCUGGUCUCCCUGUCAGACUUUGACCCCCCACCCCCAUCAGACCCCCUUAUCUAG
Messenger RNA from Coregonus sp. 'balchen', 25462 nucleotides. The record is from the annotation of a GenBank genome assembly. Lineage: Eukaryota; Metazoa; Chordata; Actinopteri; Salmoniformes; Salmonidae.